This is a messenger RNA of Abrus precatorius (Indian licorice), 2563 nucleotides long. RefSeq names its product 3-oxoacyl-[acyl-carrier-protein] synthase II, chloroplastic. The coding region runs from base 376 to 1956 and encodes 526 amino acids. Gene Ontology annotation, molecular function: 3-oxoacyl-[acyl-carrier-protein] synthase activity. NCBI's taxonomy places the organism in Eukaryota, Viridiplantae, Streptophyta, Magnoliopsida, Fabales, Fabaceae. The record is from RefSeq and is a predicted model, not a curated record. The transcript has 14 exons. Gene Ontology annotation, biological process: fatty acid biosynthetic process. Gene Ontology annotation, cellular component: chloroplast stroma.
CUUAUUAUUUUCAUUUGUUUCUGUGUCAUCAGAGGAAGAGAGAGAGCGAGAGAGAGCGAGCGAGCAGUGAGCAGGAACGACUCAGAUUGCAGAAAAGCAGCGUGUAUUGAAACAGAUUGUGUUGUGAGAGAUGAAAUGCAUUUGUGAAGAAGUUUGAUAGUAAUCUGAAUCUGCUUCUGCAUCAUCGUAAUAAUCAUAAUCAUAAUCAUUACCCGCUUUGAAACAAAAACGACCCACCACUUAACCUUUAUGUGUCUGUGUCUCUUGUUUCCAUUUACAACCACUCUUUCAUCUUCUUCAGUUUCUGGGUCCUUCCUCUAUUAGCCUUACUCGUUUUCAAUCGCAACAAGUCACGACCUUUCUCCAUCGAUUUUCAUGGCUACCACCAGCUCUUCCCUUUGCACGUGGCUCGUGGCGGCUUGCAUGUCAGUCACGUGCGAUGCUGACCGUCCCAGAACCUCUCACGCCAUGUUUAGGUCUUCCAAGAGGUCUCGCAGACCCUCCCAAUUCAACAUUUCUUCUCUCUGUGGAUCCACCAUUCACGCUCUCUUCGAACCCUGCAAUCACUACUGCACCUCUCACUCUUCCUUUUUUGGAUCCAAUUUCAAUCGUAGACAGAGACGCCUCAAUCGACUCACUCAUUCUGGUAAAACAAUGGCUGUAGCUUUGGAACCUGCCCAAGAGGUCACAACACCCAAAAAGCCUCCUACAAAACAAAGGCGAGUAGUUGUGACAGGCAUGGGUGUCGUUACACCACUUGGUCAUGAUCCAGAUAUCUUCUAUAAUAAUUUGCUCGAUGGUGUUAGUGGCAUAAGCGAGAUUGAGACAUUUGAUUGUGCAGAAUAUCCAACAAGGAUUGCUGGUGAAAUAAAGUCUUUCUCAACUGAUGGCUGGGUAGCACCAAAACUUUCGAAGAGAAUGGAUAAAUUUAUGCUCUAUAUGCUAACAGCUGGCAAAAAAGCCUUGGUUGAUGGUGGAAUUACUGAAGACGUAAUGGAUGAGUUAAAUAAAGACAAGUGUGGAGUUCUGAUUGGCUCAGCAAUGGGUGGCAUGAAGGUUUUUAAUGAUGCCAUUGAAGCUUUACGAAUCUCAUACAAGAAGAUGAAUCCUUUCUGUGUUCCUUUUGCAACAACAAAUAUGGGAUCUGCCAUGCUUGCAAUGGAUCUGGGAUGGAUGGGCCCUAAUUAUUCUAUCUCAACAGCUUGUGCUACAAGUAACUUUUGUAUAUUGAAUGCCGCAAACCAUAUCAUUAGAGGUGAAGCUGAUGUGAUGCUUUGUGGUGGUUCAGAUGCUGCUAUUAUACCAAUCGGUUUGGGAGGCUUUGUGGCAUGCAGGGCACUCUCACAGAGGAAUACUGAUCCUACCAAAGCAUCACGCCCUUGGGAUAUUAACCGUGAUGGAUUUGUCAUGGGAGAAGGAGCUGGAGUUUUGCUUUUAGAAGAAUUGGAGCAUGCUAAGAAUAGAGGUGCAAACAUAUAUGCAGAAUUCCUUGGUGGAAGUUUCACAUGUGAUGCAUAUCAUGUGACUGAGCCGCGUCCUGAUGGGGCUGGUGUUAUACUUUGCAUUGAAAAUGCAUUGGGUCAGUCUGGAGUAUCAAAAGAGGAUGUGAAUUACAUAAAUGCACAUGCCACAUCCACACCAGCUGGAGAUCUUAAAGAGUACCAGGCUUUGAUUCAUUGUUUUGGACAAAACCCUGAGCUAAGAGUGAAUUCUACAAAAUCUAUGAUUGGCCAUCUGCUAGGGGCUGCUGGUGGUGUGGAAGCUGUAGCAACAAUACAGGCAAUCAGGACAGGGUGGGUUCAUCCCAACAUCAAUCUAGAAAACCCUGAUCAAGGAGUGGAUGCUAAAGUGCUUGUUGGCCCAAAGAAAGAGAGACUGGACAUCAAAGCUGCUUUAUCAAACUCAUUUGGUUUUGGGGGUCACAAUUCUUCAAUCAUAUUUGCACCUUAUAAGUGAAAAAUUUCAGAGUGCUACGUUCUUAUUGUUAUAAAGUUACUGAGUACCAAGACAAUGUUAUUGCAUACUAACUUGAGUCUUUGGUUGGGUGAAAAUAUAUGCAAUGUGGAUUACUCGGUUGGAUCAGAAACUGUUGAAACACGCUGUUUGUUGGGCUUUAGGCUUCAGAAUGAGAACGUUGAAUGAUUGAUUUAUAUGGUGCUCAUUGUGGAAGGGAGGGAGUGGAGUCUCUAUCCACUGCUAUAAAUCCUAUCUUACCUUGAAUGGCUACAGUAGGAGUUGACCCUCUUUUGAUGUAACCUUUUAACAACCAUUUUAUGGGAUACACUCUUUUUAUUCCCAUGUACAAAUAGACCCUCACCGCUGAAUAACCAAUUUCAGUGAUUAUUUAGUUCACUCAUCGAAUAGGUUUUAUGCUUUUCACUGAAAUUUUUAUACCCUUGUGCUUCAUUUCAGCUUUAUGAGGAUUUUGACUUUUGCCAAGUGGAACUGCCAAUUUUAUGAGAAUUUCAAUGACACUUCUGUUAUAGCUUUUGACACGACCAUUGUGAAUUAGUAUAAAUGAUUAAAAUGAAUCUAGUUCUGCUAAUUGAGAUUUUUCCCAUGU